Messenger RNA from Puccinia graminis f. sp. tritici CRL 75-36-700-3, 1368 nucleotides. RefSeq lists its product as uncharacterized. The record is from RefSeq and is a predicted model, not a curated record. NCBI's taxonomy places the organism in Eukaryota, Fungi, Basidiomycota, Pucciniomycetes, Pucciniales, Pucciniaceae. Bases 49 to 726 code for a protein of 225 amino acids. The transcript is spliced from 2 exons.
AAAAAACCGAGGAUACGGUCUUGGAAAAUCAGCCAGAGGUUAUCCUUGAUGAAUGGUAUUGAUGCAGUCAGCCAUGCUGCCAUGGCCAAAUCUCGAUACCACGCAAGGUCUGAGAACGGGAAAUCUCAGGACUCGGCCAUCUCAAUCCACCCGUUUUCAGGCCCACGCACAAGUUACUCUCCGAGCAAGCAGCUACACCGGUGCACAUCACCUCAAUCCACCGAACACACUCUCAUUUCUUCAAAUCGAGAUUCCUCCAGCAGCUCGAAGACUACAUCAUCAUCAUCAAGGUCACUCCACGACCUUGACCCUAAUCUAUCUCGCUCAAGUAUGAGCAUGGAUCGGGCCUCUUCAGCUGGCGUCCCACUCUUCACACGCACCAGCUUUUCCCGUGAGGAUAGAGAGGAGGAGAGGCCGGCUUCAAGACUUCGGCGGCUCGAUGACGAAGAACUGGCCGCGAUCCCGGAAGCGCCUGACUUGGAAUCCGCCGAGCCUUAUGGCUUUAGAAUGACCCGCUCUCCCACAAGCAUGGACGGUGGUAACCGACGGCGUCUCAAGCCCCUCAUCCUGAGAAGUACUACCUCCAACACCAGCAGCUCUAGAACCCGAACCUCUCUACUAGAUCCCCCAGGAAGAAAUUCACAAUCUUCAGGAUCUUUCAGUCCACCUCAGCCUACCUAUGAGGCACUCAUUGCUGACUGCACAUGGCGAUCCUUGGGGAUCUAGUCAGAAAAGUAGCGAUGAUGUCACCUUGAAGGAUUCAGACGUCCUAACAGACAAGCAGACUGUCACGGAGCCCCAAGGCCUGUCUCUUCCACGGCGGAUAGAGAUUCAGAGUGCAUCUACUGAUGUGGAUUUGAAUGAUCAUAAACAAUCCACCAACGCGUCUCAGAAAAGGGUCGAGCUCAUGACUCCAAUUUCCAGAGAAGCUGGUGACCCAGCGGCGAGUCCAGAAAUCAAACUAUUGAACCAGGUUGAGAUGGGCAGUAAACUCAGCCUGAUGGUCCAGAAACAACCAUCUUCCAACACGAUGAACAAAGAAUCUAUGGUAACACUGAAUAUCGAAGACAGUGCAUCAAUCCCAUCCGAACUCCACAAGAGUCUGCCUGAUGCAGAGGUUGCAGAUGAGACAUUUGCCCCGAGAAAUUCUUUGAAGAGUCUCAACCCCAUCAACACCCAAAUGCUCACGUCUGGUCGGAGACGGGUGACUUCACACCAUUCCGUCCAGACAGGCACAUGUGAAGACAUUACCCUCGUCAACUCGCCAGCGAAGCUCGACAGUUCGCCGACGUUCAGGAGCGACCAUCCGAUCAGCUACCGCAAGCGUGUAUCUCGAACCUAUGCAUGCCGAAGCCCUCUCCACGAAGC